Messenger RNA from Archocentrus centrarchus (flier cichlid), 2677 nucleotides. RefSeq names its product cilia and flagella associated protein 58 (gene cfap58). NCBI's taxonomy places the organism in Eukaryota, Metazoa, Chordata, Actinopteri, Cichliformes, Cichlidae. The transcript is spliced from 18 exons. The record is from RefSeq and is a predicted model, not a curated record. Gene Ontology annotation, cellular component: cytoskeleton. The coding region runs from base 79 to 2667 and encodes 862 amino acids.
GAUCUGUUGAUAGAAACCUUGGUGCUAUGCUCAGGAAUUUUAGCAAACAUUAUACAGUCCCUUCAGUGAGUUGGAAGCAUGGAGGAGACAGGGUCAACAGGAGAAGAUCCUUUUGCGUCCUUGGAGGAGUUUCAGGUCGUCCUUGGUGAGCUGGUUGGGGACAAGGGUAUGGACAAGAUCCGGGUGGAGUACGAGAAGCUCAUCCAUGCGCUGAAGAAGUCAAGAGAGAACGAAAAGAGGCUAAUGUCUAAAUGCAGGGAGCUGAAUGCAGAGAUUGUCUCCACCUCAACUAAAGUGGCUGCGGCCCUGAAAUUAUCCCAGGAAGAUGCAACAACAAUAACAUCACUGAAGCGGGAGCUGGAUAAAGCUUGGAAAAUGGUUGAUGGUGCUCAUGAUAAAGAGAAACAGGACAAAGGGACCAUCAGAAAACUACAAGAAGAUGUUUCCAACCUAAUGAAAAUGGCUGAAAUGCAGACUGGGUUUUCCAAGGGCCAAGAACAGAAUGAUCUACUUAACAUGAUUGAUGAGCUGACCAAAGAGAGGGAUCAGCUGCUGACUACAGCAGAGGGUCUGAGAGAAAAACUGAACAAGGCCAUUGCAACCCAGCAAGAGACAGAGGCCAAAAGAGAGCGUGCCAUGGAGAAUAUCUCUCAGCUCCAGCAGGAGCUUCAGGUGCAACAGAAUGAGAUUUCCCGGGAAACAAGGCUGAAGGAAAAACUGGACAAGGAGGUAAAGCAGCUGCAUAUUGAUAUGGAGGCCAAGAUGGGUGAAAUCAGAGCUCUGAAUCUGCAGGGUCAAAAGGCCAAAGAGGAGCAGCAGAGACUGGAGCAGCAGCUAAAAGAUCUAAAGAUCAUGAAUGAACGGUCAGCCAAGGAGCUGGAGCAGAUGCAGGUGAAGAACACUAAGCUGCAGCAGGAGUGUGAGCAGCUCUCAUCAACCAAAGAACACCUGUCCCUGCAAAACCAGCAGAAUGCAAAUGAGCUUAAGAUGAGAGAAGAGGAGGUGAGUCAGAUGCGUCAGGAAGUUGCCAAACAAACAAAGAUGAGAGAAGCCAUCCAGAAGAAGUUCCACCACAUAGAGGAUCAGAAAGCUGAUGUGGAUGUGCAGAGGGAGACACUCAAAGCACAGAUUGCUGGUCUGGAGAAAGAUCUUGAAUCUUCCCAAAAGCAGGUGGAAGUUGACAAGAAAGCCAUGGAUGAGCUGAUCCGAGAGAGAGACCUCUUAAAUAAGAACAUGAUCAAAGCUGUGCAGUCAACUGAGAAGCAGCAGAACCUUGUCAAGCUUCUUGAGCAGGAUAAGAGAACUUUGGAGCACGAGAUCAGUGGUUACCGCCAGGAGGCCCAGAAGCAGCGCAAGAUCAUCCAGCAGCUGGAAAAAGAGCGCGACCGCUACAUCAACGAGACCAGCAGCCUCAUGCAGAAGGUGCAACAGAAAAUGAAUGACGUAGAAGUUAGAGAGGUGGAGAUAUUUGACUGGAGGAAGAAGGUCACUGAGGCUGUGUGUAAGCUCAAACAGCAAGAGAACCUGCUGGAGACUGUCGCGUCUGAAAGGAACCUCUACAGCAAAAACCUGAUUGAGACUCAGGAAGAGAUUGCAGAGAUGAAGAGGAAGAUGAAGAUCAUGAACAACCAAGUCACUCGGCUCAGAGAUGAGAUCAGCGUGAAGGAGCUGGCCCUUGCCAAGGAUCAACAGGAGCACAAGCGCUUAGAGAAGGAUAAUGAGGCCCUCAAGGGGGAACUGCAGUUGAUUAAGCUGCAGCUGGAAGACACAAAGCAGCGUGUAGACAGUCAGAAAACAGAGCAGCAAAAACUGCAGAAGAUAAUAGCAGACUGUGAUGCUGAGCAGAUCCAGCAGAAGAAACAGCUGGAACAGGUGAUCAGAGAGCGGGACAGCCUAGGCAAGCAGCUGCUGCACUGCAAUGAUGAGCGCGCACUGUUGUAUGAGAAGAUCAGGAUCCAGCAGUCAAUCCUGAGCAAGGGUGACUUCCACUACAAGCAGAGGAUGGAAGACAUCUGCCUGCUCAAGCUGGAGAUCAAGAGGCUCCGACGCAAGAAGAACAUCCUGGACAAGACUUUGCCCAACACAGAAGAGCUGAGGCAAGAGCUGUUCCACCUGCAGAGGCAGCUGCUCAGAGAGAGAGCGAGGAACAGUGUUCUUGAGGAGCAGUUGAAGCCCAUAAAUAUUCACAGAUGGAGGCGACUGGAGGGGAGCGAUCCUGGUAAAUACGAGCUCAUCCAGAAGAUUCAGUCCUUACAGAAGCGCCUGAUCACCAAGACCCAGGAGAUCGAGGAACGUGAGCUCUUAUUGCAGGAAAAGGAGAAGCUGUACGUGGAGCUAAAGCACAUCCUGGCCCGGCAGCCGGGUCCAGAGGCAGCCGAGCAGCUCCAGCAGUGCCAGUGGAUCAUCAGAGACAGAACCAAAAAGCUCAAGGCACUGAUAGCAGAGCUGAGGAUGCUCGACUCAAAGAUGAAUGAGUACAAAAGUGAGAAUCAGAGACUGGCCACAGAGCUAGCAAAUGUUAAGAAGAAGUACCUAAGUCAGAAAAAGCUCCAAAGUGAGCAGAGGACAAAGAUGAAGGUGGAGCACCUGGAGCUUCUGCCUCAGCUAAGCAGCAAACCCCAUUUUACAGGAGGAGGCUUUAGGUUUGAUGACCCUGUAAGAAAAUAAUGAAUUCCAG